Messenger RNA from Kuraishia capsulata CBS 1993, 1977 nucleotides. RefSeq lists its product as uncharacterized. The record is from RefSeq and is a predicted model, not a curated record. Gene Ontology annotation, biological process: vesicle-mediated transport. Lineage: Eukaryota; Fungi; Ascomycota; Pichiomycetes; Pichiales; Pichiaceae. The coding region runs from base 1 to 1977 and encodes 658 amino acids. Gene Ontology annotation, cellular component: Mon1-Ccz1 complex; intracellular membrane-bounded organelle. The transcript has a single exon.
AUGAAUCCGCUGAUUAAUUUUCAGCCUCGAGGGCUUAUGAGCGCUGUGGAGCCGCAACCGCCGAAACUGUUGUAUUUGGCGAUGUACAGUCCGGGACUGGCAAACACACCCGGACAGCCUUCAGAUGAGGAAGGAUUUUUACGAAGACAAGUUCUUUUUUACUGCAAUUUCGAGACAAGAGAGGUGAUGGAGGAUGAGAUAUUGAAGACUGUUGGAAUGAUCCAAGGAAUAAACGAUUUUUCAGCAAAGUUCAACGAAUCAUCAUAUGUGUCCCACAUAGACACGGAUAAGACGCGGUGUGUGAUUGCCAACAUUGAGGCCGAUUUUUGGCUGGUUAUGGGUAUUCGACUUGCGUCUUCGGUAUCCCAAGUUGAUGGAAAGACAGAAUUUGUUCAACGUGGACUGGCUUCCCCCGAGUACUUGCAAAGUACCUUGGUGGAGGGUUAUAGACUAUGGAGGCUUCAUCAUGGUUUAAUGGCUGAGAACCUCACUUGUGAUGGAUUAGAAGAUGUCAAAAAGAGUCUAGAACAAUGGUGGAAAUCAUGGGCUUUGGCGAGAUUUGAAUCCGAAUCAAAUUUCAAUUUUAGUCAGUCGGGGUUCUUGAAGUUGCUUGAUGGCUAUAAGAAAUCAUCCAUGCGCCUCCCCCCGUCUUUCGCCGAGAAUAUGGACAUCAAAGUAAGAUCACUUUUGAAGGAAGAAGGUGAUGAUGUGGAUUUGCUGAUUAUGAACACCAACAGGUAUCCUUUGAAGAACUUUGGUCUGGUGUACAAGAACCCAGAGUCUGAGUUAACCACCGAAUCGCUGGCCGAUCUCGUUAAUUACCUCGAAAGCUUAGAUCUUUCUGUUGGUCUGAGUCCGUCAGUGCUUGUUUUGGACAACCAGCCAUUUCUGAAGGAGUUAAACAGAGCCAUCGACGCCGACUCAGAACAGUCGUUUUCAAGGUUUUUCGAAAGAUCCCUACUCAAUCCGACAUUGUUCAUACAGGCGCAGCUUACAAACGUGUUCAAUCCUUUGUCGCUAACACUGGAUGCGGUUUCAAGCCUCACAAGCAUGACAACACGGUACAUUCCGCUUCCCAAAUUAGACUUUUGGAAUACAGGGACCGCAGAUAGUGACUCCCAACAGCCGGCUCAACAGCCUGGGCCUGCGAAAGCUAUCGGAAAAUUUAUACUUGGAAAACAUUCUGGACAUGUCGAAACCCCGAUUUCCUGCAAAAUCCUCCGUGUUUCCAAGAAAUCUCGGCCUCAAGAGACAACUGAACAGGCACUGGUGCUGUAUGAAGUGUGCGGUAUGCUGUUCGUGAUGCUUCUCAAGCCAGAUGCCGAAAAACUGGCAGAUAAGGCCUACUACGAUAGACUGGAGACUCAGCUUAUGCAACUCUACGAGACAUAUUUGGGAGAUUUGACUAUUCAACAGAUGAAAGACAUGGAAAUAGAGGCUGAAACCGGGUCUGGCUCCACCAAAUCCCCGUUCUACUACGUGAUCCACGAUCCCCAGACCAGAACGUAUGAAAGUUCAUUUCCAACGGUUCCGGACGAUGAAAAUUCUGCCAGACUGAAACUGGCACUGCAAACGGCAUUAUUGGCAGAGCCCAGUACUGAGACUCAGCCGCACAUGACCUCUCACGAACCUGCAGAAUUUCCCGAUCCUAGCACAAUGUCGAGGUCCCAAACCAUCCACUUACACAAUUGUAUUGCCAGAUUUGCACUACAGAAUUAUGACGGCUAUUUGGGACUGUAUGAAAAUGCAAAACUCUUCAAGACUGGCAAAAACUGGUGGAUCCUGCAGCAAUCGAUCCCAAACUCGGCGAAAACACUGCUUAUCGCAAGGAGAUUCGAACAAAAAGACGCCAGAAGGCUCCGGGUCCUCGACAGUGACCUUAGCCUUGAAAAUAAAGCCGAUCCGGGCCUGGCUCUGAUCAACUCGCUCGGUCAAGACGUGCUGAACUGGUACUGCUCACGUUAUCAGACUAAAUAG